This is a messenger RNA of Solea senegalensis (Senegalese sole), 4144 nucleotides long. It is a transcript of the gene pou2f2b, whose product is annotated as POU class 2 homeobox 2a. Gene Ontology annotation, molecular function: DNA-binding transcription factor activity, RNA polymerase II-specific; RNA polymerase II cis-regulatory region sequence-specific DNA binding. The record is from RefSeq and is a predicted model, not a curated record. Gene Ontology annotation, biological process: regulation of transcription by RNA polymerase II. NCBI's taxonomy places the organism in Eukaryota, Metazoa, Chordata, Actinopteri, Pleuronectiformes, Soleidae. Gene Ontology annotation, cellular component: nucleus. The transcript is spliced from 16 exons. Bases 130 to 2391 code for a protein of 753 amino acids.
CAAAGCCAAAGCUGUUUACGAGAGAGACACGGACCGAGACCGAGAAGCUCCAGAAGAGGACACCGCUCGUUUCUGCUCAAGUUCUGACACAUUAUUCGCAUCAAAACAAGACGCCGGAGGAGGAAGAUCAUGUUUGUUCCCUUGCCGGUGCCGUUCGUGUUUCAGAGAACUGCCCCUGACCUCAACGCCUGGCGUCUCAAGUCUCCUCUGGCUCUCCGCUCCAACUCCGAUAUCAGGAUGUCAAAGCCAGUAGAGGUUGAGAAAGUAGGGGCGGACUCACCAAUGGACGGCACAGAUUCUGAGCGGAAUGGACCUGAAUCAAAUCACCAGUCAAUGAAAGUCAGUCCUUUUCCUCUGUCUCCAAACCUGAGCAGCAGUAAGAAUAAGAUGGAGGAGUGUGGUGAGAUGUCCCCGGCCCUUCCUCACUCUCAUGGUCCGACGCCCUCACAGACGGCCCUGCAACAUACACAGCUCAUGUUGACCGGCUCCCAACUAGCAGGGUUGACAGCUCUGUUGCCUGCACAGCAGCAGCUGUUGCUGCAACAGGCUCAGGCACAGCUCCUGGCUGCAGCUGUGCAGCAGUCCAAUGCAGCCCACGCCGCUCACGCUGCCCAUGCAGCCGCCCAAGCCAAUCAGCAAGCUCAGGCAGCAGCAGCAGCAAAUCAGCAAGCCCAGCAGCAGCAGCAGCAGCAGCAGCAGCAGCAGCAGCAGCAACAUGCAGGACAAACGGGUCAGCAGGCUCAGUCGCAGUGCCAGGGGCAGGGACAGAGCACACAGGAGCAGACAGCCCAAAGUGUCCCUGUCCCACCUCCUCCACCCCAGCUCACUCUGUCUCAGCCAAUCCAGCUCACCGCCCAGGACAUCCAGCAGUUGCUGCAGCUUCAACAGUUGGUGUUGGUUCCAGGUCACACGCUCCCGUCUCCUGCCCAGUUCCUCCUCCCACAGGCACAGCAGGCCCAGCAAGGACUCCUGUCAACACCAAAUCUUAUAACGCUACCUCAGCAAAACCAAGGGAGUCUGAUGUCUGCUCCGUCUAGAAUGGGACUCCAAGCACAGCGAGAUAAGAGUUUGGAGGUGAGCGGCGUUGGAGGUGUGACCACGAUGCCCUCGGUGACCUCUCACCCCGAAGAGCCCAGUGAUCUGGAGGAGCUGGAACAGUUCGCCCGCACUUUCAAACAGAGACGCAUCAAACUGGGCUUCACACAGGGAGAUGUAGGUUUGGCCAUGGGGAAGCUGUACGGCAACGACUUCAGCCAGACAACCAUCUCCCGCUUUGAGGCCCUCAAUCUGAGCUUUAAGAACAUGUGCAAGCUGAAGCCACUGCUGGAGAAGUGGCUCAAUGAUGCAGAAACCAUGUCCAUAGACAGCACCCUGCCCAGCCCCAGCUCGCUGUCCUCUCCCUCCAUGGGCUUUGAGGGGAUUCCUGCCCGACGCAGAAAGAAGAGAACCAGCAUCGAGACAAACGUGCGCGUGGCACUGGAACGCGCGUUCAUGGCGAACCAGAAGCCUACCUCAGAGGAGAUCCUGCUGAUCGCAGAGCAGCUCAACAUGGAGAAGGAGGUGAUCCGGGUCUGGUUCUGCAACCGUCGGCAGAAAGAGAAGCGCAUUAACCCCAGCAGUGCCACCCCUCCCCUGCCCAGUCAGCCCCCUACUGCCCCACCAACGCACAAACCGCCCUGCUACAGCCCUCACAUGAUGUCCAGCCAGCUGUCGCAGGCCGUGACCAGUCUCAGCAGCACAACAGCGACCACCAUGUCCCCCAUCUGCCCCCUGACUUCCAGUCUCUCCUCCACCCACCCCUCCAUCAGCUCAACUCACCCCUCUCUCAGCUCCGCCCCCUCCCCGGUGACUCCUCCUCCUCCCCGCAGCACGGCCAGUCCGGCCACUCCCAGCCACAGCUCACUUAACCUGAACACAGGCUUAUGGCGUAUGGGUAAAAAGAACGGUGAUGUGUCUAACUACCUCACCGAUUUUGCUGCAAACUUGAGGAACACUGUGAUGGGAGUUAACACAGGGAUGAACCAAGCCCUCCUCGGUAACAAUCCCCUGGCCACUAUCCAAGCCCUAGCAGCCAGUGGUGGUCAGCUGCCUCUUUCCAGUCUUGAGGGGGUCAGUAAAGUGAUGCUUGGGGCCUCUGCGGGUCAGGGAGGGGGCCUCCCCUCCUCCCUCUUCCUCAACCACCCCGCUCUCCUCCACAUGACUCAGCAUCCUGGCGCUGGACUGGUCAGCGCCGCCGUAGCCAAAGCCUCCCAGGCCUCGCCCUUCCCCUCAGCCAGCAGCAUCAGUCCCACCCCCUGCUCCCCCUCCCCCUGCUCCAGCCCCGCCUCUUCCUGCUCCUCCAGCGAAAUGGCACACAGCCCGCCCUCCCUGGGCGGGUCCAAGAUUGAGUAACCACACCAAGGGCCAAUCAGGGAGGAGGAGGAAGGAGUAAAAUGGGAACCACGCCUUUCACACCAAAGCUAUCUCUUUCUCUCUCUCUUGCGCUCUUCUUCCGUUCUUUUUUUCGCAAUGGCUGUCUCUCCCUCUCUCUCUCUCUCUCCAAGUCUUUCGAUGCCAAAAAUACACAGAAUGAAAGAGGAGAGAUGGAGAGAGGGAAAGAAGUGGAAAAAAGAGGGAGAAGGGGAGGAAAGGGAAAGAUUGAAACCAAAAAUCUUAAUCUGUCAAAGCAGAUGGAGACGAAGCAACAUGGGAACUCUUGUCAAUAACACACGAUGUCGACGUGGCAUCUCUCCACACUUCCUCUCUGAAGGAAAACAAACCAAUGACUCUUGAACAAAGAGAACGGAAGAGAUGGCAGGGAUUCAUGUUGAAGUGCAGAAACCAAAAAUGACGAUUAAAAGAACUCUACUAUGUGACAAAGGAAUGGCGGCAAGGACAAAAAGAAAAUGGAGAGGAGGACUGUACUCACGUUUUUCCUUUCUUUUUUUCUUAUCUUUUUUUUUUUUUUUGAAAAGCUGCGGGUCUGAAGGAAGGAGGAGUAGGGAGGAUAAAUUUAAACCAAAAAUUAACCUGAGGAGGAGGCGGAGGAGGAAAACACAAUGACGAAAAAAAGUCAACCAUACCAAAAUCCCAAAUACCAAAAAUACGGAGAGAAAAGCUUUAUUCAAAGGACAUGUAAAUACUGAAGCUAUCCAGGACCAGGACUUUACUGCUACUGCUAUGUACACACACACACACACACACACACACAUGCAGAGCCACGUCAUCCCACAUCCAUCCAUCACCUCUGUCUGUCACCUCGUAGGGUUUCAUGCUAGACUUCUGUUUUGGUUCAUUUUGUAAAAUCAUUGCCAAUAGAGCUGUACCUUCAUGCGUUUAGUCUCUUUACCUUCCUCCGGUUGUAUAAGAGCAUAACAAAGAUUUUCUCUCCUUUUUUUAUCUAUUUUUUACACUUUGAGAAGUAAAGUUUGGAUUUUUCUAUUGUUAUUAUUUAUUAGCGCCAUUUUUUUAUAUAUAGUCCAGCUCCUAUUUAUUGUUUGAAGUGUUGAUUUUUGGAAUCGUCGUCAUCAUCAUCAUCACUGUCAUCAUCAUCACUGUCUUCAUCCUACAUGCAUCUCUGUUGUAACUGUGACUUUUCUGCAGGAACAAAGACGACGAGGGUGAACGCGCGCUCAUCUCAGUCCUCACCAAGUGCCAGUAGAUCAAAAAUAGAGUCGGCACACUGCAAGUUGAUUUCAGAGUGUGAAUGAAUGUAUCAUGAUGGAGACAUGUGGCGUCACAUGUGUGCGUGAAGUCAGACUCGCAUAAGUUUUAAAUACAAACAAAUGUCUGUUCGGUUCAAACCGUCGUCAGAUGAGUUCACACAGUGCUGAUCAAGAUUACCGGCCCACAGCGACAUUCCUGCGCUGCACACAGGAAGUGAUUUGUUUUACAGUAGCGCUGGAAGAGGUCGCCGUAUGACUGAACACAAACACUCGCCUCAGUCGGGUCUGAUAGUUUUGCUUGAUGACGGACGCUGCAGACAAAUAACAGAAUAAUAACACCAAACAAAAAUCAGCCAACGUUAUGCAAUGUAUCUUUACAGAUAACCUAUUACCAGUGGUGAUCGUUUUAAAAGUAUGAAAUAAGGCCUUGAUUGAUGAUUUGAAGUAACAGCCGCUAAGACUGAAGGCUAAACAAGUCAAUAAAGCCAACUUUAGUCACA